AUGAAGACCGCUUUCUACUCGCCGAUGGUGAACGACGCGGAGAGAGUCAACCGAGUUCUGAUAACCUGUGUUCGAGCUCUUCUGGACGAAAACCAUGCAGGAUGGGACGAGAAUCUAGCGGCAAUCACAGCGGCGAUAAACAGCGCCAAGCAUGAUGUAACGGGAGUGAGUCCUCACUUCGCCAACUUCGGACGGGAUUUUUUACUCCACACCGACCUCUACGCUCAAGAAGACCUGAAUACACCAGAGGAUUCAAAGGUAGCUCAGGACAUGCGGCUGUCCACGUUGAAGAGAAUCCAGAACUUCGUGCUGCAGCGCAUAAAGAAGAACCAUGAAAAGUCGAAGCAGCGGUACAAUCUGAGAACACGUCAGGUUGACUUCAAGAUCGGCGAUAUCGUUUGGAGACGGACCUUCACUCAAUCGUCCAAGGCAGAUCAGGUGUACAAGAAGUUGGAACCGAAGUACGUUCCGGCUACAGUCAAGCAUAUUCUUGGGAAAAACAUCUACGCGCUAGAAGACGUCGCAGAUGGAAAGCAAGGCCGCUAUCAUGCCAAGGACAUCAAGGCGGAUUAA
Molecule: messenger RNA, 573 nt
Organism: Ochlerotatus camptorhynchus
Lineage: Eukaryota; Metazoa; Arthropoda; Insecta; Diptera; Culicidae
Exons: 1
Coding region: 1-573 (190 amino acids)
Molecular function (GO): nucleic acid binding
Source: RefSeq, a predicted model, not a curated record